CUUCCACUUGGGCCGGAAACGCAUUUCGUGCAUCCGGGAUCCUCUCGCCUAUCUGGUGCAGGCACCACCGAUUGAUCCGCCAAAUCAGGACUCCUCGUCCUUCAAUUCUAUUAGCUCCGCUCCACGAGGCUUACAUCGGGUUAUCCGAGUACGCUUAGCAGCUAUGCCAAAACAGAGACAAACUUGUACAAGGUGCUCACAAAGACGGCAAAAAUGUGACCGUAAAAGUCCCUGCACGCGCUGUGUACUGAACAACGAAGCACACCUUUGCACUACUGUAUGGAAGGAAGGGUACAAUCCAGCUGUGCAUCGCCGAUAUCCAAAAAAGCCCUCGCCAACGACGAGCCAAAGCUUGACAGAUCCAAGCACCUCGGCCGAGGUCUCACCUUCCUCCGGCAUACCUUGGCCAGCUGGCCAAAUUCCUUUGCACUUUCGGAGCAAAGCACCAGGCAAUCAGAGCGCGGGUGACGCAUCUCGGGGUGGUUCGAUAUCAACUUCAUCGGAUGGCGUCGCGGGGUCGUCUGACCUUCCAAACACUUCGUCAAAUAACGUUGAUUUCAUCACAUAUGGAAGAUCCGAGUUUACGAAUAUCAGCAUGGGAACUCUGCUGGACAACAAAGAAGAGUAUACAAGGCACCAGUCGCUGAUGGACGAGACUCUCAAUCAAAGUCGCACAAAGACUGUUUUAGAUGAAGCGGCGACAGAGACAUUUUCCCCAGCUGCACAAGCGGCCGAGGUCUACCAUCUCCAGUCAGUGCUCCCUACUAAGGAGCAAGUAUUCCAGAUGAUUGACUACCACCAAAACUGCAUGGCGUACUGGAUUGGCGGAAUUUAUCACGGGCCGUCCUUGCGACAGGCUUUGUUGGAAGCAUACGGCGAUAACGGCCAUUUUGAUCUUCGAUGCCAUGAUUGGCGAUGGUGUGCGCUGCUCUUCUCCAUACUUUCUGCAAGUAUCAUUGGGUCACCUGAAGAGGUGUCUAACUCCUGGGGCUUCUCGAAUGCCGACAAACUAAAAUUAUCUCGCCAAUGGGGAAACUCCCUAAUUUCAUGUCUACAACUUGGAGACUUCGCUUCAAGACAUCAUAUCUACUCCGUACAGGCUAUUCUCAAUAUGCACACCUCGGAACAUUUAGUAGGGUCUGCAAAAGAAUGGGCAGUAUAUCAGGCCGCCUCGACCGUCAUUGCAAGAGGUUUAGGGUUGAACAAGCUGGGACGACAUCCGGAAGAUCAGAUGUCUCCUUCAGAGAUGACGACAGAGCAAAAGGAUGCUCUCAUCCAGCGCGAGAUCGGCCGGAGAGUAUGGAGUGCGCUUAUAUCCCAAGACUGGCUUUGCUCAACUUCCCAAGGAAUGUAUACUCAACAAAAGCGACACUACAGCUCGAUCCCACCAAGGCACUUCGAUGAAGAGACGUGGGAACCGGUGGUCAGUUAUCAGAAGCCAACUUUUACACACGUCAGCAAUUAUCUCAACGAGAUCGCCCACGUACUGGUCCGAUACCUCGAUGAUAUGAUGGAUGCUGGAGAUAUAGAAUCCAAGUACAACGUUGUGUUAAGAUACGACGCUAUCAUGCGGGGCUUGUGCAUCGAAAAGAUGCCCCCGUGGUUAUCUUUGAAUAUGCCCCACAACAACGACUGGCCGGAAUGGACCAAAUGGGUCAGGAGAUCCUAUCAUGCAUCUUGUGCGCAUAAGAUUAUCAUGAUACAUCAAAGCUUCUUGGGCCGGAGUUUCAAAGAUCCGCGUUACACGUACUCAAGAUGGGCGUGUAUCAGCAGCGCAAAAACUGUGCUUGAGGCUAUGGAGAAACGACUUCCCAAUGAACCCCAAUGGUGGGUGGAACAGGCCUUUGUCGUUACAGCCGGACUCUGCCUAGGACUCGACCUGUUCCAUCGAGCCGAGGGGGAGCCAGAAGCCAUCAAAGACCUUGAAUGUAUCCAGAAAGCGGUUCAGAUACUUGAACAGUGGCCGACGAGUUCCGUCGCUGCACACGGAAUCAGACUCCUUACCACAUUACUGCAGGAGCAUUCGAAGAAAGCUGAUGCAUCCAGGUCGGAGUCACGUGCCAAAGACCCAGAAUUCCCUCCCAAUAUUGCGCCUCAAGCUAUUGCUGACGCUGCCUCUGUUGAUUCACCGAGACCAUCACCAGUGCCUCUGCCUCCGCCGGCACCUACGGAGCUCCCGAUCUCAGACGAGGUGUGGGCUAACGGUGACUUCGAUAUCGAUAUGUCGGGUUUUGAGGAGCUCAUGGAUACACUUCCCUUACAAAAUGGUUUUGACAAUAGCGUUUUCCUCGAUACCCUGUGGAACGGCUACACUGUUUGAAGACGUAGCUUCUUUGAGGUGCACGUCGAGAUGAAGCAAAAUACCGAAACAAAGUCCAGGAAAUAUUAGCCUGUGUUUUGCCGACUCUGGGGUGACAAACUACCCGAGAUUCUGUUCGGCGCUGUACAUGUAUGCCCUAGAUUUGACCUUCAGUGUUGUAUUGGUUGAUAUCCGUAGCGCGGAAUUCGAUCCGCACUGUUGCGGCCUGGUUCUUAACCAGAACGGUGCGAGGUGGGAGAUGAUCUGACCAAGAAUUUAGAGCGAGCAAUGUCACCUCUCCAUCUUUCAGUGUUUAAAGAGCAAUUAAUCACC
Messenger RNA from Paraphaeosphaeria sporulosa, 2632 nucleotides. RefSeq lists its product as uncharacterized. The record is from RefSeq and is a predicted model, not a curated record. Bases 164 to 2320 code for a protein of 718 amino acids. NCBI's taxonomy places the organism in Eukaryota, Fungi, Ascomycota, Dothideomycetes, Pleosporales, Didymosphaeriaceae. Gene Ontology annotation, molecular function: zinc ion binding; DNA-binding transcription factor activity, RNA polymerase II-specific. Gene Ontology annotation, biological process: regulation of DNA-templated transcription. The transcript is spliced from 6 exons.